Messenger RNA from Amblyraja radiata (thorny skate), 4347 nucleotides. It is a transcript of the gene sh3tc1, whose product is annotated as SH3 domain and tetratricopeptide repeats 1. The coding region runs from base 227 to 4168 and encodes 1313 amino acids. The transcript has 16 exons. NCBI's taxonomy places the organism in Eukaryota, Metazoa, Chordata, Chondrichthyes, Rajiformes, Rajidae. The record is from RefSeq and is a predicted model, not a curated record. Gene Ontology annotation, molecular function: protein binding.
GAGAGGAGAGCCGGCCGCCGCUCUCAUGUGCCUCGGUGCAAGUCCAAAAUAGGAAGUCCCGCGGGCAUUCACUGGCAGAUUUUCGCAGGAGAGUUGAGCAUGAAACUUCUUGUGAGCGUCGGUGGAAACUUUUAGAGAGCUGUAACGGCAAGAGGAGGCGGUGUCAAGUCAACCAACCAGCCAGCCAGACAGACACAGACACAGACACAGACAAGCCGGCGGGGUGAUGGAGACCGCCGAGCGGGACAGUCCGGCCGCCGGCAACGAUUCACUCCCUUGCGCUGCGACACAAGAGAGAGGGACAUUGCCCGGUGCAGCGGACAGCCUGGAUCUCCCCGGGGAGAUGGGCCGAGUGGCCAGGCCGCCUCCACGGCGCAGCCACACGGGCAUGGAGCCCUGCUUGAACGAUAUCUCAAUGAAACUGGUAAUGAAGAGACAGAGAACAGGAAUUCCUGAUGAUUUGCUACAGGACAUGCUGAGAGGAAAGUUGCGAAUUCUAGAGAAUGACUGUGGGGAGGUCAUAACCCUCCUCAGCGAGCUUUCAGCCAGGCUGCUGUCCAUUUAUAGUGACCAAGACAUGAUGGUGAUUACUUUUCAAACUUUCGAAGAAAUCUGGAAAUUUUCAUCAUAUUACUCACUAGGUUUGAUUGGCCAUUGCCUGGAGAAUCUAUUGUUCGAUCAAGAAUUUUGGCUGAAUGAUCUAAAUGAAGAUGCCAUGCUUGACGUCCAAAUGGAUGAAGAUUCUCUCAAAAUGAUGCGCAAAGACCUUUUACAGAAAGGGGUAUUUUCCAUAAGCUAUCCACUCCGCCAUCAAAGAUGUGAAGAAGACCUGCAGCCGGAAAUGAAUGCAAUUGUUAGCGUUGACGGUGCAACAACAGGUUCCAGAUGGCUUGAAGAGACGACGUCCAGUGGAAAGAAAGUUUUGGUUCCAGAAUCACAUAAGGAGUUUAUUGACCCUUUUCACCAGUGGUUUUUCAAAAGACACCAGGAAGGAACAAUGCCAAAUGCCGAGGCUGCAGAAUUUUCCUGUGCACUGGGAACUGGCACCUGCGUGGCAGCAGUUGAUUGUGAAGACACUGGCCUAGACGAGCUGAGCUUCCAGACUGGUGACAGGAUACAGGUCGUCGGCUUGCUCAGCUCAUGUAUGCAGUGGUUUCUGGGGGAAAAUGAAACAACCAGACAAACUGGAUUUGUAAAAAUAAGUCACAUGAAACCAGAUGACUUUGUGUCACAGGCUAAGGACCUGCUGUUUGUCGAUGAGGCGGAAAAACAUGUUUUUGUGGAGUGUGAAAAGUUCACUGAUGAAGACUCCAUUAAGUUGCUCAAACACAUGGCACAGACUGACAUCAGUGAGGUUUAUCAAAUGGAUACGCUGGAACCAAUCGAUUUCCAGGAGGACAUAAAAGGAGCCGACCAUACUCCAAGUAAACUGGACAUUGCAGCCUUGAAAGCCAAGCUGAAUGAAGAUGUGUGCAGGUUAAAGGGGAGAGAGUGCGUGCAAUCAGAGAAAGAGAGGGAAGCGAUUGGACAAGAUCCUAUAGCAUACAAUCGAAAGGAUGCACCAGAAUUUGAAAGGCCACAUGAGUCACCACAGUUUCAUGUUGGUAACUCGCAAGUUCUGGACAACACUGAAAUGCUUCAUCCUUUAUUGGUCUUCUUGGAUAAUCAAGAAUUCUGCAAGGACUUUGAAAACCUCUAUGACUCCAGUUUUUCUUUUCUGACAUCCACUUUUUCUGGCUACCAUGAAGUGAAGGGAUUGAUUCGAUAUCUUGAGGUGGCCCGGGAAGCAGCAAGAAAGCGACAGAUGCAGUGGGCUCAAACGAGGCUCGCUUUUCUCCUGGGCAGAAUGUGCGCCCAGAACUUCAAGUUCUCGCAGGCGAGAGUUUACUUUGAAGAGGCCCAAUGCCUGAUGAGUGGAUGUUUCACCGACCUGUUCCUCCUAAUUGCCGUGUACACCAACCUUGUUGCCAUCUACUUGAAACAGAAAAACCAGGAGAAAUACUCUGCCCUUUUUGGGAAGAUUGCAGUCUUGCUCAUGGGUAUCCCCAACUACAUCAGCUCCACGGACACAGAAGCUGAGAUACUGAGAUACAUUUUGAAGAAGGCAGUGCUUACAGAAAAUAGACUUGCUGAAGCAAGAGCAUGCUUCCUUUUGGCAAAAUUUCAUCUAAAGCUUAAACAGUAUGAAGAAGGGCUGCCCUUCGUUGAAAGGCUACAGUUCUUGAGAAAUGCCACGGAGUUGGAACAUGGGACCUCUUUAGACUUUUAUUUUACUCUUGGUUCACUGUACUAUCAAGAAUGUCUACCAAAUCUUGCUAUAAGUUGUGUGAAGCGUUCAUGUUUACAGCCCACAAGAACAUUAAUGGAUUGGUUGAAAUGCACUAACUUUAUAAUGAAAAGGGCCUGUAAAAUGGGUGGAGAGACACUAAUGACUCCAACACAGGUGGCUCCUUGCCUCCAGCGGGCACUCUCUUCAACAAACAGCCUUGAUAAGGGCAACAUUAGUCCAACCAUUUGCCUCAGCUUGUCGAAAAUGUAUAAACUUCAUGGAAAAUACGAGAAAGCAAUUCACUAUAUGGAAAUGGCCAUUAACAUUGGAGCUACUGCUAGUGUUGAGGAGGUUAUUAAUGCACUUAUUUCUCUUGCAUGGUUGCACAUUCUGAAUAGCCAACCUACAAAAGCCAUUGAAUUUUUAAAUAUUCUACUGGAAUCCACCUCCGUCCUGAAUUGUUCGGUGCAACGGGGAGUUGUUUAUAAUAUGAUAGCGAUCUCAAUGAGAAAAAUGAAAAAUGUCAAGGAAGCUUUGAAGAGCUACAUUGCAGCCGUUUUGAUCUCCUUGAAUUCAGAAAAGAUACUUAACCAAGCCAUUGCCCACGCAAACCUUGGUUUGCUUUGCCUUUGGUCAAAGACUAGUCAACUUUCUGAACAUUUACUUUUAAAAUCCGUUCAUCUUUUCUUUGAAUCGCCAAGUCCACAAUCCGAUGAAAAUCUUAUCCAGGUUCUAAUUAUGCUGGGACACCAUUAUAUUGAUCAAGAAUUGCAAGAAAAUGGGAUAUUUUGUUAUGAGUGUGCACUUCUGAUUGCAUUGAAAGCAAAUCUUAUUGAAAGCCAAGUACAAGUUACUCAGUUGCUGUGCCAAUUUUACAGUUCGAUCCUACCAAAUGAGGCCCAGUGUAUUGUCUACAAUGAAUUUCUGCUUUACCUUGCCCGUAAGUUGGCCAACAAGGAACUCGAGGGCCAUGUUCUACAAAACACCAGUCAAUUGUACCUCAACUUGGGAACUAAAAGGGCGUUCAGAACAGCAUUGGAGUACACCAAACAGAGUCUUAGGAUCUUUAUUGAUCUGAAGAAAAAAGAGGAGGAGGCUUAUGCUUGGCUGCAGGCUGGGAAGAUAUAUUAUAUUCUGGAAAAGAAUGAACUGGUGGACGUGCACAUCCAGGUUGCCCAAGAGGCUGCCAUGAACACAGAAAGACUGGAGUUUGCAAUGAAAAUUUUAGAAGCCGCCGGAGAUGUGUUUUUUAAUGGUUCAAAGGCCAGAGAGAAAGCCAUAUCAUUCUACAGGGAUCAAGCUCUUCCACUUGCUCUUAAAAGUAAAAACAUGAAGGUGGAACUCAGACUUUGCAACAAACUGGCUGAACUUCUGCUGCAACUGAACAUCCAUUCAGAAGCCCUAAAAUAUGCCCAGACGGCUUUGAUGCUCAGCAUGACUCUUGGCGAUGCACUCAAUGAGCGUGUAGCUUAUCAUCGAUUGGCAACAGUACACCACUCCCUUGGUCAGUGUGAGAUGGCUGAACAUUUCUAUCUCAAGGCACUGUCCCUUUGCUCCCACCCAAUGGAGUUUGAUGAAGAAACCAUUUACUACGUCAAAGUUUAUUGUCAGCUGGGAGACAUUACAUUCUAUGAUCUGAAGGACCCACGUGAUGCAGAAAAUUACUACCACUUUGCUCUAGCUGCAGCCAUGGAUUUGGGCAGUAAGAAAUCUCAGCUGAAGAUCUGCACUAGGCUUGCCACCAUCUACCACAAUUUUCUUGUGGAUCGGGAAAUGUCACUUUAUUACUAUCAGAAGGCAAGAAAAUUUGCUGCUGAACUUAACAUUCGAAGAUUAAACCUCUCCCCGGUCGAAUUUUAUACAUCUACAACAGUGAAAACCUCAAAAUCCUUAUCUUAAUAUUUUAACUGGCCACUGUGCUACUUCCAGGCAAUUAAUUUCAAGUGGACACUAACAAAGGCUAAAUCGGGGAGAUGUGAAAUGUAACAUGCUAAUAUCAAAGUCUCCUUUCUGCUUUCAUCUUCAUUAAUGGGAAGGAACUGCAGAUGCUGGUUUAAAUUGAAGAUAGACACAAAAUG